UCCUGACGCAAAAGCGUCCCACUUACAUCUAUCGCUCCCAUUUUAAACCAUGCAUCAGUUGAUGUUCUCGCUCUUCUGAUUCCCGAGACUCCCGAGGACAUCCAAACUUAAUGCAUAAUGUGGGAGGUAGACGAUGACGUGGUGGAUGUCAAGACCAUCCCUAUGGGCCCCUGUGCUAAGACACGGAAGUUCUACGAGCUAUGCGAUUGGAUUGAGGCGUCCAAGAAGUUGGUUGCAUCAAAGCAGGCCAAAUCGUACUCUCGCGUAAAGGAAUAUAUCGAUGAAUGGCGCAGGACGGAUGACAAUCUGUUUCCACUGCUUCGGAUACUCACGCCACAAUCAGAUACGACUCGCUUGAGGUUUGGACUCAAGGAGAAGGCCCUGGCUGUUGUGUACGCCGAUACAUACCAGCUAUCAUCUUACGACUGCGAAUCUCUCAAAAAGUUUGAGUCCACGGCGAAGAAUGAUACCGGGGACUAUUCAAGUUUGCUGGAGAUCGUGCUGAAACAAAAGGCCGUUCCUAACACUCGCACCGAGAACAGACUUACUAUUGCGGAAGUGCUUGAUAUGCUAACCACACUGGAGCAUGCGCAUGAAGCCGAGAAUAUUGAGAAGAAGCGGUUGCGGAAGGAGGUAUUCAGUAAGGUGUUGCGUUGUAUGUCUGCCCGUGAGAACAAAUACUUUGCCAAACUCAUCCUAGGGGACGGCCUAAAGAUAGGGAUCGGCAAAAAGGUGAUCCUGGAUGCCUACCAUAGUAGAGCUGCAGAAUUCAUGCAUACUAAUUCCAGUUUCCAGGAGAUGGUAUACGAGUGCAGAGACCCGAAUGUGCUGCCGAACGUAUUGGAUAUACGGCUGGGUAAGGCCUUUGUGCCGAUGCUAUCUGAGAAGUCCAACUUGCAUGAAAUUAAAGCCCUGUUUGAGAAGGGUCAAGAAAUGCGUAGCGAGAUCAAGUACGACGGUGAUCGCUUCAUCAUCCAUCUCAAGAAGGGAUUCGACGGAACUCCGCACAUGAAAAUUCUGAGUCGCAAGUUCAACGAAUUUGACAAUCUGUAUACGAAAUCCUUUGUGGCCAAACUCGGGCCCUGUUGGGAGAAUGUGAAGACAGAUUGUAUCAUCGACACCGAGCUGUGUAAGUGGAAUGCUGAGCUGCAGUGCAUUACACCCCGAGCAGAGGGUGACACUGAUGUCAAGAAAAUGUACAAGGAAGAAACCCCAGACAUCCAUCCCAUCUAUGUUGUGUUCGACCUUCUGUAUCUUGACGGGCGAUCACUCAUCACCCUGCCGCUGCAUAGAAGACAGAAGAUGCUGAAGGAGACUAUUAAGGAAGUUCCAGGGUAUAUGCAAGUCAGUGAUGUGCAUACAUUGAGAACAUACGACGACUUUUGCAAAUACUACAAUGCUGCCAUAUCGAAUCGGGAAGAAGGAAUCAUGCUCAAGCACGUGGAUGCACCAUAUGUUCCAGCUAAGCGUGACGCGAACUAUUGGAUCAAAGUCAAACCCGAACAUCUCGAUGAGGUGGCAGAUCCCGUGGACGUGGUGGUGAUAGGCGGCUUCUUCUCGGGCGGCUCUCUGAACCGUGGGGUGGUCACGCACUUUCUCAUGGGAGUGCUAUCUACCAAGGAAGAGACAUCAGAUGGAGAUCCUGUGUUCGAGUCGUUCUGCAAAACUGGUGGUACUAUGAAAGUAGUGGAGCUUCGUCGGCUCAUGGAGAAGCACCGGGACCACAUGCACAAGUACGAUCAUUCGAAUCCUCCGCCAUUUCUACGAAUCCCGCAGGCGAAUGCUUCACAAGCUAAUGAAAUGCUACCAGACAUCUACAUCAACCCAAUAGAAGCGAGCAUAGUUCUCAGUCUGAAAGGCGCUCAGCUGGUACCGACCAACAACUACGCUACAUCGCACACUCUGCUGUUUCCUCGAUUGAAGGAAUUGCGGACGGACAAGGACUAUCAGACGAUCGAAACAGAUGUCUCAUUGGCCAAACGAGUACAAGACGGCAUGAACUUGACGGCUCUGCAGUCGCAACGGAAAAUAACUCCACAAAAGGUCAAAAAAACCAGACGACAAGAGAUAAAAUGGGCGGGCACGGGGAAAAUAACUGACACAUCAGAUGUCAAAGUGGAAAGUGACACAUUCCAAGGUUUGGUGAUUCACAUUGCCUCCGACAUUGACGAGCCCGGGAAACGGAAACCCGAUUUAGAAAAGGUGAUUGCUAAGUUGGGCGGCAGAUCUAAACCUACAGCUACGGAUGCGAAUUAUAUUAUUAUCGGAAAGAAUACGCUGAAGACUCGAUCAGUGAUUAAACACUUUACAACGAGAAAUGUGGUCAGCUUACACUGGUUGCUGGAAUGUUUUGAAGCCGAGAAGAUAGUGCCCGUGCGUCCCCAACACAUAUACUGUGCAAGCGCUCAGCUGCGGGCUACGACCGCCGCACACUACGAUUGCUACGGAGCGGCAUUCAGUAGCCGUUUAAUCGGGGACGAGUUGGAGAUUAUUUUUUCACGAGCAAUGGCGAAACGGAAAGAGUAUCAGGAUACUGGCGCUGACGAGGUGAAAAAACAACGCGUCUUGGACUUACUGCCUUAUGUUACAGCCCCUAUACAACUUUUCGCGAGGGUGGUGGCAUACUUUGAUCGCUUCGCGACGAUAGGCGAUACCUGCAGUGGCAUCGAGGUGUCUCAUCUACCAUUUGUCGAGCAACAGUUACUCAAUCAUGGCGGGAAGGUUGUUACACGCCUAUCUGCCGACGUAACGCACAUCGUAUGUGAUGCUUGGGAUCUGAGUAGAUUGCCUCAACUGGAGGAGAACCUCGUAUGCAAUGGCCACCUGCGACACCUAGUCUCCACCAAAUGGGUGACCACCUCCGUCGCCAAGCUGAUGCGCAUAGAAGAACGUACAGCCACAUUUCGAAAACAGGACAUCCUAGGCGGCGCAGAGGAAAACAACAAUGAUUCCGGUUACGUAGAAAUUAAACCAUAGCUACACUUGUCUUGGUUGCUGCAGCCUUUGACUGGGAUAGUUAUCUUCGUGACCAUCACAAGUAUAUGUCUGGAAAUGUAUAACAUAUAACUUAAAUUAAUACUCC
Molecule: messenger RNA, 3082 nt
Organism: Sphaeroforma arctica JP610
Lineage: Eukaryota; Ichthyosporea; Ichthyophonida
Exons: 22
Coding region: 118-2976 (952 amino acids)
Biological process (GO): double-strand break repair via nonhomologous end joining; DNA recombination; nucleotide-excision repair, DNA gap filling
Cellular component (GO): DNA-dependent protein kinase-DNA ligase 4 complex; DNA ligase IV complex
Molecular function (GO): DNA ligase (ATP) activity; ATP binding; DNA binding
Source: RefSeq, a predicted model, not a curated record